Messenger RNA from Cantharellus anzutake, 1663 nucleotides. RefSeq names its product Mif2/CENP-C like-domain-containing protein. NCBI's taxonomy places the organism in Eukaryota, Fungi, Basidiomycota, Agaricomycetes, Cantharellales, Hydnaceae. Gene Ontology annotation, molecular function: centromeric DNA binding. The transcript has 5 exons. Gene Ontology annotation, cellular component: kinetochore. Gene Ontology annotation, biological process: spindle attachment to meiosis I kinetochore; kinetochore assembly; attachment of mitotic spindle microtubules to kinetochore. The record is from RefSeq and is a predicted model, not a curated record. Bases 270 to 1373 code for a protein of 367 amino acids.
CCACAUCCCGGAUACCCGGGAGAGUCCACGAUACAUCCGAUGAGGAGGAUUAUCCACCUCCCCAUAGGAAUUUCAAAUUGAAGAGGCCUUCUGCAAAUACAUCCCGUUCUUUUGUUGUCAGUGACGGUGAGGGGCGUCCAUCACCUUCCAAGAGCAGCAGGAGGGGAAAGGAGGCGUCAGAGGAUUCUGAUCCCGUUCAUGCGGACAACUAUGGUGACUAUCCAUCAGGUGACGAGGAGCCCAUUCUCAGUAAGCAGAGUGAUAAAUUCAUGGAGGUGGAUGAAGACCGGUUACUUGUUGCUCGCCAUUCAAAACAAAGGAAGAAGGAAAACCCCACUAGUAGACACUCGAAGAAAGCUUUAAGUCCUGUCGAGGAAGAGGGGGAAGGAGAACAUCCCGCUGAUUCUGGCGCAUCGAAUGGAAUCGGUGAUGACGUUAGGGAGGAAGCUCCGUCCAAGCCAAAGGGGAAAGGGAAAGUCAAGUCUGGCCCGAUGAAGAGGAAAAAGAAGUCAAAAUCGAAACUGACAACGGUUGAAAGCACGACAUAUACCGAGGACGGGCUGCGACGUGGAACUCGUAGACGAUUCAGGCCUUUAGAGUAUUGGCGCGGAGAAAGAUUGAUCCUUGGUCGUUCCGAGAAUGGACCUGCACCAUGUCCGGUCGUGAAAACGUUAUAUGAGUUACCUCCAGAAUUUCAUGAGCCUCUUGGAGUUGCUGGGCGCAAGCGCAAGCGACAUGGGCGUUCUCAAUCUGGAAGUCGCCCACCUCCCUCAAAGGAUCGGGUUGACAGCCCACAUGAUCUGGUGCCUCCGGAGGAGGGUUGGGAUGCGGACACACCUUUACAAGGCCCUACAUUAGACUUCGACACUGGUGCAGAAAUUACACGGCGUGUGGCAGUUACCGCGAGGAAUAUGGAACCGGGCGAGGUACCAUCUGGUCAUUUUGCAUUCCAAAAAGUUUUUUUGGAUGGAGAUUUCAUUGCUUCUGGGGUAAUCACCAUACCUGUUGGUGGCAAGAAGCCUCUGAAGGGGGCCAGAGACAACACAUUUGUGUUUUUCUGUCAUACUGGAGCAGUCAGGGCGCGCAUACAUUCUGAGUCAUACAUACUUGCACCAGGUGGCACUUUUUUGGUUCCCCGAGGCAACCAGUAUGAAAUCGUGAACAUCUCUAAGCGGGAAUGUGUUCUAUUCUUUGCGCAAGCGAGGGUGAUGAUGAGAGAGGAACUUGAUGGUCCCGAUCCAGCAGGAUCGUCUGCCGCGCGAUCCUCCAUUGCUCCGUCUGCCCGAAGCUCGUUGGCAGCCACGCCAACGAAGAGUGGGAUUGCACCAGGGUCAAAAUUCAAGGCAAGCGGCUCGGCAAAGCGUCGGAGCUGAACCCCAAAUCGGUUUACCUUUGUUGGUAUCAUAUUUCCUAACCUUAUGCGUUUGUUCUCGGCCUUCGUUUUGUAGUAGCUGUAGUAUGCUGUACUUGUAAGUGCUCCGAUUUCCAAAUGAAUUCGUAAUAGCCAGCUUCGCGAUCCUCAUUGACUGUACAUCUUCAUGUUCUAGUGGCUACAGCGGUGUGACACGCAGACACCGAUGUGGGUUCAGAUUUGGUGUUAGAUCACGUUUAUGCUUGUCUAGCUUAAAGAAACGUCUUUAUGACACUGUUAUCGGCUCGUGAU